AUGUAUUUGCAGAACAGAAAUAACACCAUCAACACAGAGAGGAGCAGGAAGAACUUAAAAGGCAAAACAUGUGAGUACAGAAUUUGGACUCACUUGAAGACGUCUCCACCUCAGAAGGAGAUCAUCGGCCUGUUGCCCACAAAGGGGGAAAAAAGGCUGGAGGCAAAGGAGAACAUGGCAGAGGAGCAGGAGUCCACGCAGCACACAGCUUUUGGGAAGGCCUUCUACGAUCUGACCCAUUCAGAGAGGGUGAUGAAUGAUCUGACGUUUGGACGGCGGGUGGGGCUUUACGACCUCAGAGGGCAGAUCGGCUGUGGCAACUUUUCCGAGGUCAGGCUGGGAAUACAUGACCUGACUAAAGAGCGAGUUGCAGUUAAAAUCCUGGAUAAGGUUCGUCUGGACAAGCGUUCACAGACGCUCUUUGCUUCUGAAAUCUCCUGCAUGGAGAAGCUGGCCCACCCCAACAUAGUGCGUCUGUACGAGGUGGUGGAGACCUUCAGGAGGCUCUACCUGGUGAUGGAGUACGCCAGCGGAGGAGAGCUGUUCUCACGUAUCUGCACCAGGGGGCGCCUGCCUGAUCUGGAGAGCAAGCUGGUGUUUUCACAGGUCCUGUCUGCUGUCAAGCAUAUGCACGAUAGUAAUAUUGUGCACCGGGACCUGAAGGCAGAGAACGUUUUCUACACCAACACUUACUGCAUUAAAGUGGGUGACUUUGGUUUCAGCGCGCUCUGCUGCCCCAGCGACGUCCUUCACACGUUCUGUGGCUCUCCUCCCUACGCUGCCCCCGAGCUCUUCAAGGGGAAAGGUUAUAUUGGUCAAUGUGUGGACAUGUGGGCGCUGGGUAUCUUGCUUUACUUCAUGAUGACCGCCACCAUGCCAUUCAAAGCUACAAACACAGGAAGACUGAAAUGUUGUAUCCUGCAGGGUUCUUACACCAUCCCCUCUUACGUACCUGAAUCCUGCCAGGAGGUCAUCAAGGGCCUCUUGAGGCCGGUGCCUGUAGAUCGUCUCACUAUGGCACAGAUCAUGUCCAGUGAUUGGAUGAGAGGUGUUGAGUACCCCCAGGCUUAUCCCUCCUACAGCUCUACACCCUCACAUCUGGCUGAGCCCACCCGCAUCCUCAGCCACGAUGAACUAAAUGUGAAAGCAGCGCUGGAGGAUCUCGGCAUCACCAGGAAUCAUCUCCUCAACAACAGCGUGGACCUGAGGAGCCCCGUCAGCGGGACCUACCGGAUUCUACUGCAUCGCAUUCAAAAGAGGAGACAUGUGGAGGCUGUGGGAUACAACCAGUCGUGCAUGAAGGAAUCUCAGAACAGACUCCGAUGGAGAGUGGGCUCAGACAGAGUUUUGAAUAAACGCCACUCUGUUGUCUGUGUCGUCAUGUAG
Paralichthys olivaceus (Japanese flounder) is the source of this 1386-nucleotide messenger RNA. NCBI's taxonomy places the organism in Eukaryota, Metazoa, Chordata, Actinopteri, Pleuronectiformes, Paralichthyidae. The record is from RefSeq and is a predicted model, not a curated record.